Phymastichus coffea is the source of this 4007-nucleotide messenger RNA. RefSeq names its product 5-oxoprolinase. Gene Ontology annotation, molecular function: 5-oxoprolinase (ATP-hydrolyzing) activity. Gene Ontology annotation, cellular component: cytosol. The coding region runs from base 57 to 3923 and encodes 1288 amino acids. Lineage: Eukaryota; Metazoa; Arthropoda; Insecta; Hymenoptera; Eulophidae. Gene Ontology annotation, biological process: glutathione metabolic process. The record is from RefSeq and is a predicted model, not a curated record. The transcript is spliced from 22 exons.
CCACUUGUGCCGACAACGUUUUCCGAUCAGCUGAUUUUAUACAUACACAGCGUACAAUGGCAGACAAUUACUUUCGUUUUGCGAUUGAUCGCGGUGGUACUUUUACCGACGUUUUCGCAAAAUGUCCAGGAGGGAAUAUUCGAGUUAUGAAACUUUUAUCAGAGGAUCCAGCAAAUUACGAUGAUGCACCUCGUGAAGGAAUUCGUCGUAUUUUGGAACAAGAAACAGGAUCAGCAAUCACCGGUGAAAUUGAUACGUCAAAAAUAGCAUGGAUUCGAAUGGGCACAACUGUAGCCACAAAUGCAUUACUCGAGAGGAAAGGAGCUAGAAUGGCUUUAUUAAUAAAUGAAGGAUUUAAAGAUUUAUUGUACAUAGGAAACCAAGCUCGGCCUAACAUCUUUGAUCUCGAGGUUAUAACGCCAGAAGUUUUAUACUCCGAAGUAGUAGAAGUAAAAGCCAGAGUUGUACCAGCUUUGCCAGGAAAAUGUAAUUUACCGAAAAAUACAUGGACUAAAGUCAAAGGUUCUACUGGAGAAGAUCUUUUUAUUACUAAGGAGUUGGAUGAAGCUAAACUCAAGCGAGAUUUACGCAAGCUUAAAGAAAAUGGAAUACAGAGUCUAGCAGUGGUUUUAAUGCAUAGUUACACGUAUGCUGAACAUGAGAUUCAAGUUGGAAAAUUAGCAGCAGAAAUGGGAUUCGAUCAAAUUUCUCUUUCACACGAAGUAAUGCCAAUGACCCGUAUUGUUCCUCGCGGUUUCACAGCUGCGGCAGAUGCUUAUUUAACUCCUCACAUUAAGACUUAUUUACAAGGCUUUUCGAAGGGCUUCAAAAAUAAUCUUGAAGGAGUCAAUGUCUUGUUUAUGCAAAGUGAUGGUGGCCUUACACCCAUGAAUUCUUUCAACGGUUCGAGAGCCGUAUUAUCCGGACCAGCUGGCGGAGUUGUUGGCUAUGCUAUGACAACUUAUCAAAAAGAAACAGACCUUCCGGUAAUUGGUUUCGAUAUGGGUGGUACUUCGACUGAUGUCAGUCGUUACGGUGGGAGCUACGAACAUGUCUAUGAAAGUACGACUGCUGGAGUUACGAUUCAAGCUGCUCAGCUUGAUGUGAAUACAGUAGCAGCAGGCGGUGGAUCGAUGUUAUUCUUCAGAUCGGGUAUAUUUGAAGUAGGCCCGCAAAGUGCUGGCGCUCACCCAGGUCCAGCGUGUUACAAGAAGGGAGGUCCACUAGCUGUGACGGACGCUAACUUGGUUCUCGGCAGAUUACUACCAGAGUACUUUCCUAAAAUUUUUGGAUCUAACGAAAACGAGCCUUUAGACAAAUUAUGUACUCUUGAGGGCUUUGGCAAAUUAACCGAAAAAAUCAACGAUUUUUUAAUCGCCGAAGGCAAAUCAGAGAACGAAAAGUUAUCUAUUGAAGAGGCAGCAAUGGGAUUUAUUAAAAUCGCAAACGAAGCUAUGUGCCGGCCAAUACGAGCACUAACUCAGGCGAAAGGAUACGAUACAUCACGUCAUGUUUUGGCAUGUUUCGGAGGCGCCGGAGGACAACACGCUUGUGCGAUCGCUCGAAACCUCGGCAUGAGCACCGUUUUUGUACACAAAUACGCCGGUAUUUUAUCAGCUUAUGGUAUGGCUCUGGCUGAUGUUGUAGAGGAAGCUCAAGAGCCUAGUGCUGAAAUUUAUAAUGAAGAUUCGUUUGGUCGUCUGGACGAUCGAUUCGACAAAUUGCAGAGCGCUGUUACACAAAAGCUCUUAGCACAAGGAUUUUCAAAGGAUAUAGUUGAAACUGAAUGCUAUUUGCAUUUACGAUACGAGGGAACUGAUUGUGCAUUGAUGUGCACUCCUAUUCCUAAGAAAUCCCAAUCAAUAUGUACUAGACAUGGCGAUUUUGCAGCUUCGUUUUUAAAUCGGUAUCAACAAGAAUUUGGCUUCACAAUGCCUAACCGAAAAGUUUUAGUUAGUGAUAUUAGAGUUCGAGGUAUUGGUAGAACUGAAGUUCACGAAGAGCACUUAAUGCCAAAAUCUAACAAGCCACCUCAAGCAGAAAAGAAAACAAAAGUUUACUUCGAAGGUGGUUAUCAAUAUACGGAAGUAUAUCAAUUAAAAUCUUUAUCGCCUGGUCAUACUAUUAAUGGUCCAGCCAUUAUAAUGGAUAGUUUGAGUACUAUUUUGAUAGAACCACAAUGCACUGCAUCAAUCACAACGCGUGGCGAUAUCAAGAUCAAAAUUGGAGCUGGCUUGCAAUCGAAAGUUACAACGGAUCUCGAUACUAUUCAGCUUAGUAUAUUUUCUCAUAGAUUCAUGAGUAUUGCCGAACAAAUGGGCAGAAUUUUGCAGAGAACAUCUAUCUCGACAAACAUUAAGGAGCGACUAGAUUUUUCAUGCGCUGUCUUUGGACCCGACGGCGGUUUAGUCUCGAAUGCACCGCACAUUCCAGUUCAUCUCGGCGCAAUGCAAGAAACCGUGCAAUAUCAGAUAAAAACAUUCAAUGGCAAAUUCGAAAGAGGAGACUCGAUACUAUCGAAUCAUCCAUCUGCAGGUGGUUCCCAUCUUCCAGAUCUCACAGUCAUAACGCCGGUAUUUUAUAGAGAUGUGCCGGAUCCAGUAUUCUUUGUUGCGAGCAGAGGUCACCAUGCGGACAUUGGAGGUAUAACUCCCGGUUCGAUGCCUCCACAUUCUACGAUGUUGUUGCAAGAAGGGGCUACAUUUAAGAGCUUCAUAUUGGUUCACAAAGGAUUAUUUCGCGAAAAAGAAGUCACCGAUGAAUUGAUGACACCCGGGAAAAUUCCAGGUAGUUCUGGAACAAGAAAUCUUGCUGAUAACUUGAGCGAUCUCAAAGCGCAAAUAGCAGCUAAUCACAAAGGAGCUCACUUGGUUAACGAGUUAAUUGAUGUUUAUGGAUUGGACGUCGUUCAAGCUUAUAUGAAACAUAUUCAAGAUAAUGCAGAAUUAGCAGUACGUGAUAUGCUAAAAUCCGUUGGCGAAAAAAUAAUAGAGAAAACUCAACAUCAUUCCAUUACCGCUUCAGAUUAUUUAGACGAUGGUAGUGAAAUCAAACUUGAAUUGUCAAUUGACAUUCGAAAAGGAGAAGCAAUCUGUGAUUUUACUGGUACUGGAUAUGAAGUUUGGGGCAACUGCAACGCGCCACGUGCUAUCACUUUAUCAGCUUUGAUUUAUUGCCUGAGAAGCAUCGUUGGACACGAUGUACCUCUCAAUCAGGGUUGUUUAAAGCCGGUAAAAGUGAUAAUACCAAAGGGAUCAUUGCUUGAUCCAUCGGACGGGGCUGCGGUCGUAGGCGGCAACGUUCUAACUUCGCAACGCGUUGUCGACGUGAUUCUUUGUGCGUUCGGUGCGUGCGCCGCAUCCCAAGGCUGCAUGAACAACAUUACCCUCGGGACGGAGGAAUGGGGAUACUACGAAACGGUCGCUGGUGGUAGCGGCGCAGGACCUACGUGGGAUGGCAGAGGUGGUGUUCAUACACAUAUGACCAAUACCAGAAUUACUGAUCCCGAAAUUUUAGAACUGCGAUAUCCAGUAAUUCUCCAAAAAUUUUCACUGCGACAAGGAAGUGGUGGUGAUGGCGCUCGUCGAGGUGGCGAUGGAGUUAUACGUGAAAUGUUAUUCAGGGCUCCUAUGACGCUAUCUGUAUUGACAGAAAGAAGGGUCCACUGUCCUCCGGGACUUGAUGGUGGCGAUCCGGGAGCUCGUGGACGAAACACAUUAAAACGCGUGGAUGGUAGAAUGAUCAAUUUAGGUCCGAAAACUGCCGUUGCAGUCAACGCUGGGGACUCAUUCUUGCUAGAGACUCCAGGAGGCGGCGGAUACGGUGAACCAAGAGAAAGGCCGGUAAUGGCCAAAAAGACAAUGAAUACUUUUGUUGAACGUGGUAGUGUUUUCGAAUACCGCAAAGCUCAAGAAUCCGUAUAAUAGUUUGUACAAAAUAUGAAUGAUUCAAUAAGAGAAAGAAAAAAAUUUUUGUGCUUGUCAAAAUUCUUUUAUAAUAUAAUUUUU